CAGACACUCAUUGGGUCGGGGGCAUUAUCUGCCCAAACAUUGGUUUGAAAUCGAUCGACGAACCUCAUUGUAGUUUUAACUGCUAGACACAAGACAGGCCAACUAUUACUGAGGGUUUGUUGGCUAAAAGAUUCCAACUGACCUGACCGGGAUUCAGGUGAUUUCAGUUGCAAGUAUAUGUGUCAGAUCCGGGCCACUCCAUACCCUCUCAGAUAACCGAGAUAGUUGGGUGCUGCCUUGUGGACCAGAAAGAUGCUUGUUUUACAACUCUGCAUCUAUUCGAUAAUUCUCCACAUGUCGUCUGCUGAACGAUGCGCAUGCGCCACCGGAAAUGUUCAUGUCCGUAGUGGUGCUGGUGUCAGCCACAGCGUUGUGGGCACGAUGACGCCGGGUGAGUGUGCCAGCUACAAAGGUGACGAAAUCCCUGUGGGCAGCAUGCAGUGGGCUCACGUCGAAUACAAAGGAAACGAUGGUUUUGUAGCUGCGAGCUGGCUCAAAUUUCAAGAUUGCACAAUUCAACAUGUUUCAAGUCAGUGCGCAUGCGCCACCGGAACUGUGCAUGUGCGAAGUGGAGCCGGGGCAAGUCAUGGUGUCAUCGGGACCUUGACCCCGAACGCAUGCCAUACCUACAAAGGCACAACAGCGCAUGCAGGUGGAUUAGACUGGGCCAAUAUUGACUACAACGGGAAGGAUGGAUGGGUGGCGGACAGCUGGCUGACAAUAGGAACAUGUGCAGGAAACCAAGGGACCACUUCGACCUCCACCCAGCAACUACCCGGAUGUCCCCACAUCGUAUCACGUGCUGCGUGGGGCGCUAGAGCACCAAAGGUGCAUAUUAGCAAUCUACCAGCCACGCCCCAGAACGUGUAUAUUCAUCACGGGGCCUCUGCCAGUUGCCACGAUGAGACGACCUGCAAGUCCAUUAUGAGGUCUUAUCAAAACUAUCACAUGGAUGGACACGGCUGGGACGAUAUUGGUUACACCUUCGUCAUCGGGGAAGACGGAAACGUGUAUGAAUCUCGAGGCUGGGACAAGGUUGGAACCCACACCCUCAACCAUAACUACGACGGGCUUGGGUUCUGUGUGAUUGGGGAUUUCACUGAUCACGUUCCUAACAUGGAUGCGCUCAACGCUGUGAAGCAGCUGAUCAAGUGUGGCGUAGACAAUGGCAAAAUCCGCACGGACUACGUCAUCUACGGCCACCGUGACGUCAGACAAACAGCCUGUCCUGGUCAGAAGUUUUAUGACCUUAUUCAAACGUGGCCUCAUUACAAGUCUCCCCACUGAUGUAUGUGCUAAUAAACCUAGUGGUAAAACCUCAAAA
Haliotis rubra (blacklip abalone) is the source of this 1324-nucleotide messenger RNA. Its product is annotated as peptidoglycan recognition protein 1-like. The record is from RefSeq and is a predicted model, not a curated record. Bases 253 to 1287 code for a protein of 344 amino acids. Lineage: Eukaryota; Metazoa; Mollusca; Gastropoda; Lepetellida; Haliotidae. Gene Ontology annotation, molecular function: N-acetylmuramoyl-L-alanine amidase activity; zinc ion binding. The transcript has 8 exons. Gene Ontology annotation, biological process: peptidoglycan catabolic process.